AUGGUUUUUACAAGCUUCAUGCAUCACAUGAUGUGCGUGAAUGGCUCAAUAAUGAAGGAGCCUAAAACAGCUUUCACUAAUGCAGAAGCAAGAGGGAGAAGAACACAAUGUGUGGCCAUUGAUGACGAACACCCUACCAAGCUUCUCAAAUCAUGGUUGCAACAUUCCUCGAUGGUGUCACUACUACUUGAUGUAGAUGGAAGAAAAGAAGAUCAGAACAUGGCUGAAAUUAUUUUUGGUGAAACAGCUAAGUACCAUUUAGUACCGUAUGGUCAGAAGAGAGCAAAGUCUGCGUGCUUCUUACUCAAACCUGAGGAUUUCGAGCAAAUAAAACUUCUAACAGAAGACGUUAGAAAAAGAAAUAUUAAUCCAGGAUCGUCACUCUAUGUUUGGACGGCACUCCAAUGUUGCUCGCCUGAAGAAUGGAUAAAGCUCUAUUUCUAUUGGAUAAAGCAACGCAUAACUGUGCAGCUGAGAAGGAAUUAUGAUUCUGAGUAUGCAAAAGAUAAUAUAUGCCAAACUAUUGUCUUAAAGAUCAACGCCAACAAAACAGCUCCAGAAAUGAUCCCUGUUUGUUCUUUACAAUGUUAUUUACCAUUCAUUUGUCAGCAGAAAAGGGGAAAUGCUGCGCAUAACAUCAGUACCUCAGAUGGUGAAAUAAGUAAAAUUUCUACGCUGUCUACAAUAACACUGAUUGAUGACAAAUUUACCAGGACUUCGGCUUCGAAUUUUAGCAGAAAUAGUUCUGCAUCAAGUACGGAUCAUACCGCAUUCCCAGAUCUCACCUCCAACACAACUGAUUUCAACAUGAAGAUGGAUGUAACAUCAACCAAGGCAACCAAAUUCGAAGACAGCUUACCUUUUAGUACUGUUUCAAGCUUAGCACCGAAGCCUGGAUACUGCAUGCCUACGGAAACGCCAUUUCGAAAUUCUUCUAUCAAAUGGCCUGAAACCAAAUUUGGAGAAACUGCCGAAGUUUUAUGUCCUCGAGGCACCUUUGGCACUGCGUUUUGGAUCUGCAAUGCAAAAACUGGAAAAUUUGAAGGCUAUCCUCAACUAAAGUGUGAAGAAUUCUCUUGUGUGAAGCCUCCGCCACGAAAUAAAUCGAGUGCAUGUUAUACGACCUACAUGGUUGAAUACUUUAGGAAAUGCGCAAAUAAGAGUUCUGGAGAGGAGAUAGAAGAUUUAAUGAAAAAUAUGCGACAGAGAAGGAGAAGACUGAAAGAAAAAGAUUUGAACCUGCAUCCCAAGCCGCGCAGAGACAAAACGACGUUCGCAAGAAACGCAUUUGGUGUUUACGACAGAUUUCUCGACAAAGAUGUCGCAAUAUGGAAACAUAUGGGAAAAGAAAAACGUAUUUCGAUGUCAAUGGAUCUCAUUAAGGAAACGGAAGAAACAGCUUGGUUGAUUGCUUGUAGUAUCAAUACCACAACUGGAAUGAAAGAGCAAAAUUUAGCUAUGCAGAUAUUUCCUCUCAACGAAAGGGGGAAUAAACUCAAUAUCGUCUUAAAUUCAAAGGAUGUGGGCUACGUUCAUUUACCUGGAAACCUCAAAGCUAAGACUGAACACAUGUGCAAGGAACCAAUACAAAAUGGAGUGACAGCCACUUACAAGAACAUAGAACAGUUAUUAUCUCCAGCGAAUAGUUUCCAAACCUAUACCAUUGCCAGUGAUCUUAUUGGAAUCAGCUUAGGAGAAAGUAAUGAGACUUACACCCUUCCUCCGGACAGUGAAAAUUUUCGAAUUGUCUUAUAUCAUGCUCCGAAACCUAUGAAUGCUAUUCCAAAAUGUGUUUUUCUGAACUGGAAUAAUUUUAACAAGAGCACUAAAUAUGGAGUUUGGGACACAAAUGGCUGUCGUGUGAUCAACUCAAGUGAUUCCUACACAGAAUGCGAAUGUGAUCAUCUGACAAAUUUUGCCAUCCUCAUGGACUUUGCCGGUUAUGGGUUUAGUGAAAUAGAUGAAAAAAUUCUGAGCCUGUUGUCCCUCAUACUCAGCUGUUUCUCCAUGGUGGCUUUGACACUUACUAUAGCUCUCAUCUUGACUAUUCGGUCUCUUCGAAGCAGACGUAACACAAUAACCUGCAAUCUCGCAAUUUGCUUGUUAUGCAUGAAUAUAUUGGUGCAGUCGGGCUUGCAAAGAGUUGGAACUAUUGGAUGUAUGAUUAUAUCUGGGCUUCUACAGUAUGUCGUUCUAGCUGCAUUUUUCUGGAUGCUUGUAGAAGGGCUUCUCUUGUAUCGAAUGGUAAUACUUGUUUUCGAAACGAAGAAGAUGCGAUUACCACUUGCUUAUGGAUUAUCAUAUG
Messenger RNA from Stegodyphus dumicola, 2305 nucleotides. Its product is annotated as latrophilin-like protein LAT-2. The record is from RefSeq and is a predicted model, not a curated record. Gene Ontology annotation, cellular component: plasma membrane. Gene Ontology annotation, biological process: G protein-coupled receptor signaling pathway; cell surface receptor signaling pathway. NCBI's taxonomy places the organism in Eukaryota, Metazoa, Arthropoda, Arachnida, Araneae, Eresidae. Gene Ontology annotation, molecular function: G protein-coupled receptor activity.